CCGAGUAAUUUCUGCCAUUUUCCCCCAUUCCCUUUGAACUUCAUUCUCUUCACACAGCUCCUCAAAAGGUUACUGUUAUAGACGAUAGUGGUAACUCUUCGGGAUCUUCGUUACUAUCUACUCUUUGAAAAUCCCACCUGGCCAUCGGUGUCCUUUGUCUCUGUUUCGCCUAUGCUAUCCGUAUAACAACCCCCCCCAGCGCCCCCUUGAGCUAUGGCGAACCUGUCAACGCUACGCCCUUCGCUGGUGAUACUGCUAGAUCAGUACACGAAGCUCCUGCGCUCUUCUCCCAAAUCACUCCGCAUUCUCGCUGCUACAGUCCUCUGCACUCUAUUUGGUUGUCUGUAUGAGCGAAGACGGCGGAGGAAAGCAGAUGAGGGCCGGGGGCGUGUGCUUCUGCGACGGAACUCUGCCAUCCAGCUCAAAGAUGGUUCAAGAUUGAUCUAUGUUCCCUACAAGCAAACCACUGCCAAAGUAAUAAUAAAACCGACCAAAUCCACUACCUUUGAUGCCCAUCGUCGCCUGUUUCUCGAACCUUUAGGGGCCCGGAAGUCUCGCUCGUUCGGUGGCGCUGAUGUGGGAGAGGGCCCUCCUGUUAAUACUAAGCCGGGGUUAAAUUUGGCUUUUCUUCAUCAAUUCUUGAGUCUUCUUAGUAUUAUGAUACCUCGGCUCACAAGCAAAGAGAGUCUGUUGCUGCUUCUUCACACCUUCUUCCUGAUAAGCAGAACCUAUCUCAGUUUAGUAGUCGCAAGGCUGGACGGUGAGAUUGUUCGAGAUCUUGUCGCUGGAAAUGGGAAGGCGUUUUCUUGGGGUAUUGUGAAAUGGCUUGGUGUCGGCGGUCCGGCUGUUUAUUGCAAUGCCAUGAUAAAAUAUCUCCAAUCGAAAAUCUCAAUAGCUUUCCGCACUCGUUUGACACGGUACAUACAUGACUUGUACCUCAAUGAUAGACAAGCCUAUUACAAGCUCGGUAAUCUCGAUGGCGGCUUGACGGGUGGGGGAGCUGAUCAGUUUAUCACCUCUGAUCUCCCAAUGUUCUGUGACUCGGCUGCUGCGUUGUAUUCUUCUCUUGGCAAACCCUUCUUGGACUUGGUGGUAUUCAAUUACCAGCUUAUGAGAUCGUUGGGUCCAAUGGCACUGGCAGGCAUCACGCUCAAUUACGGUGGCACUGCAUGGAUGUUGAAGAAGUUCUCUCCGCCAUUUGGAAGGCUUGCUGCUGCUCAAGCUAAGCGUGAGGGUGAUUUCAGAGGGCUGCAUACCCGGUUGAUUGGAAAUGCCGAAGAAGUUGCCUUCUACGGCGGCGCCGAUAUGGAGAAGGUGUUCUUAGAGAAAGGCUUCAAAGAUCUAAAGCAAAUCAUGGAGGGCAUUUAUAAUGUUAAAAUCCAAUACAACAUGCUAGAAGAUUUUGUCUUGAAGUACAGCUGGUCGGCCUUCGGAUACUUGAUCACCUCUCUCCCUGUCUUCUUGCCUGCUUGGGGCGGUCUUGGCGGUGUCCUUGAACUCGCUGGGACUGAGCCUGCGGGUAGGGAAAAAGACAGAAUGAAGGGCUUUAUUACUAACAAACGGCUCAUGCUGUCGCUUGCGGAUGCCGGUGGUCGUAUGAUGUACUCCUUCAAGGAUUUGUCCGAAUUGGCGGGUUAUACUUCGAGGGUGUAUACUCUUGUAUCAACACUUCACAGAGUCCAUUCCCAAGCAUACUCGACUCCCCGACCUGAACUAUACGGAAUGGCCGAUAUUCAAGGUACCCUUCACAAAGGGUACGACGGUGUUAGGCUCGAGGGUGUUCCAAUUGUUGCUCCAGGGCUCUGGCCGAGAGGUGGAGAAGAAUUGGUGGAGAGCCUGGAUGUUACGGUUAGGGAAGGCGAGCACUUGCUAAUCUUAGGACCGAACGGCGUUGGGAAGUCGAGUAUUGCUAGGAUUGUUGCGGGGCUUUGGCCGGUUUACAGGGGCCUUGUCAGCAGACCCCGUGGCGGAGGGAUGGAUGGGAUUAUGUUCCUCCCCCAAAGAGUCUACCUUGCCCAGGGCACAUUGAGGGAUCAAGUUAUCUAUCCACACACGGAGAUGGAGAUGCGUGCAGAUGGACGGUCCGAUCAUGAGUUGAAAGGGAUACUGGACGCCGUCCGUCUGAGGCGUCUUCCAGAUAGAGAGGGUGGAUGGGACUGCCGCAAGGAAUGGAAAGACGUCUUGAGUGGUGGCGAGAAGCAACGGAUUAGUUUGGCGAGACUUCUCUAUCAUGAGCCUAAAUAUGCUUUUAUUGAUGAGGGAACAUCUGCUGUUUCCCAAGAUGUUGAAGGUCUCCUUUAUGAAACUGCCAAGGAACACGGGAUAACCCUAAUCACGAUAUCCUCUCGUGCACAGCUCAAGAAAUAUCACACCUUCCAAUUGCAAUUGGAUGGUGGUGGGUGGGAAUUUGACAGAAUCGGAACAGAAAGAGAGCGUAGUAGCGUUGAGCAUGAGCUUAGAGAGCUCAAGGAGAAGAUGAAGAGUGUGGAGGGCCUAAGAGACAGGCUGAAGGACAUUGAAGAUGAACUCGCGAGGGUGUUCGUCCAGGGCGGUGAGGAGCUCCCAGCAUAUGAAGAGACAGAGCAGGGAAGCAGUGAGUUGGGAGAGAGUGCAGUUGUCGUGGAAGGCGAAGGACUUGAGCCGGCAAAGGGAGUGGAUAUGAGGGGGGAGGGCUUCGCUGGCGUGGUUGGGAUGGCGGUUGGUAUGGAGAACUCUGGGCAAGAGGAGGAAGAGGAGAAGGGAGAGAGCUCCAAGGAUGCAUCUGAGCCGGCCGUUCCCAAGGUAGGGGCCGAGCCGGCUAAACCGGUAGACCUGGAGAACGGGAGCUUUGCCGACACCGUAGGAACGGAUCCUGGUGAAGAUCAAUUUACUCCUGCACUUGUAGGAUUGAGACUUUAGAUUUCAUGUUCGAGUAGGGAUCGCAAGUGUAUGAUAUUUAAGCAACAUUGUAAAGGGCUUCUGUGUUAUCCUGUUUUAGAUACUCUGGUAUAGCUACCGUAAGUGCUUGAACACGAGAGAAACCUUCUAGGUCACUGAAAUUACC
Tuber melanosporum (Perigord truffle) is the source of this 3043-nucleotide messenger RNA. RefSeq lists its product as uncharacterized. Gene Ontology annotation, molecular function: long-chain fatty acid transmembrane transporter activity; ATP binding; ABC-type transporter activity. Gene Ontology annotation, biological process: long-chain fatty acid import into peroxisome; fatty acid beta-oxidation; peroxisome organization. Gene Ontology annotation, cellular component: peroxisomal membrane. The transcript is spliced from 8 exons. Lineage: Eukaryota; Fungi; Ascomycota; Pezizomycetes; Pezizales; Tuberaceae. Bases 214 to 2898 code for a protein of 894 amino acids. The record is from RefSeq and is a predicted model, not a curated record.